AUGCAACCAUCGCCUACUCUCAUCGCCCUAUCAUUCAAUACACCCAUGCCAGAUCAACUUGCGGCCAAUCAGGACGUCCUCGAUGGCGACUCUCAUUGCGCCUUCAUAAACCCACCCGGCAGCAUCCUCAGCACCAAUGACAUGUUAGAAAACUCAAGGUUGCGUUCAAACACAGUAGAUCACGAGACGUUAAGCCCCAACCAUCACACUCAACCCUCCGUUGGCCCAUGGACGUCAGGCGAUUCAUUGAGCAGCACCGAUCACAACCACCCGAACUUCACACAGGGUCACUACUCAACACAAUCCGUUUCCACAUCCGUUUCCCAGGCAUUGGCCAUACCACCACCACAAUUUGUCUACUCCUACUCUACCACCACCAAUAUGCUUCCACCUGUUCUGAAUCAUGGCUCCUGGAAUAAUACACUAACCCUUCACGACACCCAGUACCACAAUCCGGUAUUAGGAGGUGCCAGUAUCGGGUACUCUUCUUCUCCUGCAAUGAGAAGCGGCUACCCAUCUCCAUCAAUAUCCCAAAUGGCGUAUCAAAAUGGUCACUCUUUGCGAUCCACCACUCCGUUGCAGUACACCGUGGCUAAUCAUACACCUUCGCCUUCCAUCUUUGACAAUAAUAUGUCCACCUCCGGUUUCUCGCCGUACAACACCUUCCCACCUCCAUGGCAGACUCGUGCCGUCCCUCAGCCAGGACAUCUAAGCUUGCCGUUCACACCUAUGAUACCUCCACCAUUAGCAGCGGAAUCUUCACGAUUUGCAUUUGUAAUGCAACCCCAGGCAAGUCAUGGUGAACAAAUAGGCUACCUCUCAAACCAGCUACCGGACAAUCAGCCCGAUUCAUUCCUGCUUCAUAGCCUUCCCUCGUCUCCCCUCCUGUCCUGCCGAUGGCUAAACGACGACGCCAUCAUACACUGCGGAUUUACGGGGACACUGAAGGCGUUAAAGUUGCACUGUGCAGUCAUCCAUUUUACUGGACCAAAGAUAGCGCGGAUUAAAUGCCACUGGGAGGGUUGCGACUACUACAAGUGCAAGAACCCCACAGUUCGUGCCAUGCGGCGCGACUCACUGUGGCGUCAUAUUUGUGAGAUACAUUUCGGGUUGAAGAGGGGUAGUAUCUAG
Molecule: messenger RNA, 1131 nt
Organism: Suillus subaureus
Lineage: Eukaryota; Fungi; Basidiomycota; Agaricomycetes; Boletales; Suillaceae
Exons: 4
Coding region: 1-1131 (376 amino acids)
Source: RefSeq, a predicted model, not a curated record